Messenger RNA from Anopheles nili, 1549 nucleotides. RefSeq names its product glutathione S-transferase (gene GstS1). The transcript is spliced from 7 exons. Gene Ontology annotation, biological process: glutathione metabolic process. Lineage: Eukaryota; Metazoa; Arthropoda; Insecta; Diptera; Culicidae. Gene Ontology annotation, molecular function: glutathione transferase activity. The record is from RefSeq and is a predicted model, not a curated record. Bases 140 to 1228 code for a protein of 362 amino acids.
CAUUAAUGAUGAUCUUUGUUCUUGGGUUCUACCAGAAAACUACACUUCAUUGAAAAUAUCUGCAAUAUAAACAGCUCAACAGAACACAUGUUUGUGCGAGAACUGUAAUCAUAAGCGCUCAUCGCCUAUUAUCAUCAUCAUGCCGGAUUACAAGGUAUAUUACUUCAACGUAAAGGCUUUGGGUGAGCCCUUGCGGUUUCUUCUUUCCUACGGAAACCUGCCAUUCGAUGAUGUAAGGAUCACCCGCGAAGAAUGGCCAGCACUGAAGCCAACAAUGCCGAUGGGUCAGAUGCCGAUUCUGGAGGUUGACGGCAAAAAAGUGCACCAAUCGGUGGCAAUGUCCCGCUAUCUGGCUAACCAAGUGGGUUUGGCCGGAGCUGACGAUUGGGAGAACUUGAUGAUUGACACCGUGGUCGAUACGGUUAACGAUUUCCGCCUAAAGAUUGCCGUUGUCUCAUAUGAACCGGAUGAUGAGAUUAAGGAGAAGAAACUGGUCACAUUGAACAACGAAGUCAUUCCGUUCUAUCUGGAGAAGCUGGACGACAUUGCACGAGAAAACAAUGGAUACCUAGCCAAUUCCAAACUGAGCUGGGCCGAUAUUUAUUUCACCGCUAUUUUGGACUAUUUGAACUACAUGACCAAGUCCGAUCUGGUCGCCAAUCAUCCGAAUCUGCAGAAAGUGGUUGACAACGUAACAACGAUUGAAUCCAUUCGUAGUUGGAUUGAAAAACGACCAAAGACUGAAAUCUCCAUGCCCAUGGGCCAAAUGCCGGUGCUGGAAGUCGAUGGUAAGCGUGUACAUCAAUCCCUAGCUAUGUGCCGGUUUGUGGCAAAGCAAAUCAACCUGGCAGGUGAUAAUCCACUGGAAGCUCUGCAAAUCGAUGCUAUUGUCGAUACUAUAAAUGAUUUCCGCCUAAAAAUUGCCAUUGUCGCCUAUGAACCGGAUGAUAUGGUGAAGGAAAAGAAAAUGAUUACACUGAACAACGAAGUGAUUCCAUUCUAUCUGACCAAGUUGAACGUGAUCGCUAAGGAGAACAAUGGCCACCUGGUGCUCGGCAAACCAACUUGGGCUGAUGUUUACUUUGCCGGUAUCCUAGACUAUCUAAACUAUCUAACAAAAACGAAUCUGCUCGAAAAUUUCCCCAAUCUUCAAGAGGUGAUCAAUAAGGUGCUCGACAACGAAAACAUUAAGGCGUAUAUUGCCAAAAGACCCAUCACAGAAGUCUAGAAGGAUGUAGCGAUUUGCUUUCUUUUUUAUAAAAGCUCAAUAAUUGAAUCUCUCAUUGUUUUGUUCCUUCGUGAGUUGGAUUUAUAUAACGUUGGCUUUCUUAUCGACCAAUCUGCAAUAUGGUUCUAGACGUUAUGAUUUUUUUUAUAGAAACGAGCAAAUGUUGCCUCGCAGUUUGGCUAGCGCAACGCAACGCGUACCCUAAUUUCUGUUUUGAAAGAUAAUGUUUCUAGAGAGGCCGCUUUUGUGUUAACAUUUUAUGCUUUUUUACAGAAUGCACAAACCUAUACUAAGGAUGACUAUCAUUAAGUAUCACAAUAA